This is a messenger RNA of Zerene cesonia (dogface butterfly), 1254 nucleotides long. Its product is annotated as zinc carboxypeptidase-like. NCBI's taxonomy places the organism in Eukaryota, Metazoa, Arthropoda, Insecta, Lepidoptera, Pieridae. Gene Ontology annotation, biological process: proteolysis. The transcript is spliced from 7 exons. The coding region runs from base 1 to 1254 and encodes 417 amino acids. Gene Ontology annotation, molecular function: metallocarboxypeptidase activity; zinc ion binding. The record is from RefSeq and is a predicted model, not a curated record.
AUGAUUUUAAAAAUAAUUUUAUUAGGUGCGUUAAGUGCAAUAGUAACAUCAGAGAAGGUGCGAUAUGACAAUUAUUCAUUGUACAAAAUAAUUCCCGAAACUGAUAAACAUGUAGAAUUUCUUAAAGAUUUACACGAAGAAUCUGACGGGUUAGACUUCUGGAUACCACCAAGCAAUGUUGGUGAAUAUGUUAGUGUUGUAGCAUCGCCGAAAAUAAAGGAUGAAUUGGAACAUUCGUUACAGAAGAGAAACAUUAACUACAAUUUGAUGUUGCAAAACAUACAAGAAGCCCUGGAUAAUCAAGUAAUGGGAAGAAAGAAACGUGAUACGAGAAAAGAAAUGUUCUGGACGAACUAUCAAACAUUAGAGGAUAUUUACGACUGGUUUUAUCAUUUAGCUGAAACCCACAGUGACAUUGUUAGCAUAAUUCAGGCAGGAAAAUCUUAUGAAGGUAGAAACAUCACUGGUGUGAAGAUUUCCCGCGGUUCUGGUUCUGGUAAAAAGGCGUUCUUCAUAGAAGGUGGUCAAGUGGCUGCUGAUUGGCUGUCACCAACAGUUAUCACAUACUUGGUAGAUCAGCUCGUGAGAGGGGAAGAUGGAGAGGCAAGGGCAGCUACUGAGGAAUUCGAAUGGCAUAUCUUUCCAGUGAUAAAUCCUGAUGGGCAUGAAUAUACUAAUGACGCUAUCAGGCUAUGGAUGAAAAACCGCAGACCGAUCAGAAGCGCUGCAGUUGGCGUUGAUCUUACGAGAAACUGGAAUUCACAAUGGGGCGUCAGCGGUGGCAGUUUUAGGGCUGUGGACAACAACUUUGUUGGCUUAGGACCAUUUUCGGAACCAGAAACGCGUGCUAUAUCGCGUUAUGUGGAAAGCAUUGGCCACAAUUUGGUAGGCCUGCUGUCCUUCAGAAGUUUCGGUCAGAGGCUCAUACUACCCUACCCUCAUACAGCUGACUCACUGUAUAACUACAAUGCGAUGCUCACUAUUGGAAGGAGAGCAAUGGGAUCUUUAGCCGUUAGGUACGAUACUCAAUAUAGAGUUGGGACUUCAAAACAAGUCUUCGAUGGCGCCACUGGAGUAUUAGCUGAUUGGGCGAAGUUCAGAUUUAACCCACCCGUCGUGGCCACAUACGCGCUGAGAGACAACGGGGCAUGGGGCUAUACUCUCCCAGUAGACCAGGUUCUGCCAUCAUGUGAAGAGACCUUCGAUUCAGUUAUGGCCAUCAUAAGAGAGGCGAAGUUUAUUAAUGUGUUGUAA